Porites lobata is the source of this 810-nucleotide messenger RNA. The record is from the annotation of a GenBank genome assembly. NCBI's taxonomy places the organism in Eukaryota, Metazoa, Cnidaria, Anthozoa, Scleractinia, Poritidae.
AUGUCUAUUUGGUCGCUUUUGGUGAGUGUGGGUUUGAUUUGCUGUAUUGGCAGCGUCCAUUCUCAAUCAUGCUUCUGGGAUUCUGACUGCGACGGUGGGAUUUGUUGUUUGAGAGGGAACUGGUUCAACAGAACGUGCAGUCCGAGGGGAGCCAGUUGUCCGUGUCAAUUUAACAGCGAUUGCAAGUCAGGGGAAAGAUGCAAUUGGUUAAGAGAUGUAUGCGAGAAGAGAAAUGUCCCUUCUUUUCCGACAUAUAAACCUUACACGUUCAACAUUCGGACAAUAACCCCACUCGAUGUUCCUACUUUCGAUCCUUUUCCUGAUUGCGUGCUUGACAGCGACUGCUUCGGAAGCAGGAAAUGUAAGUACGGACAGUGCAGACACUAUAGCAGUGGAACUAGUAGUAGAGGGUUGUUGAGUGGAGGUAAACUCAUGGGAAUCGUGUUAACUGCCAUAGUAGCGACGACAAUAUCCUGCAUUUAUUACGCGUGUAAAAGAAGCAGAAAACCACCAAAUCUGCCCUCGCGAAAUGUAAAUAUAAACGCACCACCAACAGGUGUAGAGGCAUCUAGAAGAAACGAUCAUGAAAUGCAAGCAGGGAAUGUUGGAACAAUUAACCUGCGAGCAAGCGAUCAUUCUGAAAGUACCAACUCAACUGUAGUGGUUGUUGAAGACGAAACCCCAUUGCCACCUGGUGCUCCCCCACCUUACAGCUCACUGCAAUUCGAGGCUCGACAAGGAAGUGAGAGUCUUUCAGAUCAAUCCCCACCAAGUUAUGACGAAGCCAUAAGAAAUUUGACUUCGACUUAG